Messenger RNA from Branchiostoma floridae (Florida lancelet), 2208 nucleotides. Its product is annotated as intraflagellar transport protein 57 homolog. Gene Ontology annotation, biological process: non-motile cilium assembly; intraciliary transport. Bases 358 to 1590 code for a protein of 410 amino acids. The record is from RefSeq and is a predicted model, not a curated record. Gene Ontology annotation, cellular component: centrosome; Golgi apparatus; intraciliary transport particle B. The transcript has 10 exons. Lineage: Eukaryota; Metazoa; Chordata; Leptocardii; Amphioxiformes; Branchiostomatidae.
CCGGGUCCUGCACAUACUUCGGAAGCGCAAAAAAGUUGAAAGUGUUCAGGAUUCUUUGGCUGUUUUAUAGACAAUUACGGAGAACUGAACGACCCAACUUGUCUAUAUUUAAGAAUUUUAGAAGUGUUCCAAGGAAGAGUCAUCCCCAGAGCCUGACAAAGGGUUAUUCGGCUGAUUUUGUGCGGUAGCGAAGCCGAUAUUUGAGGCUUGCGCCCCCCUCCCUUCAUUCAAGCGUCCCUGGCAACACGAAAUCUGCUGAUAUUUUGGCCCGCUCUUUGCCUUUAGAAAGGCUUAUUCGGGACAAGGAAACUAUCUGAGACAUUGUAUCGUUUCUGAGAGAUUGAGCGGGACUAGAAGAUGGCAGAAGAAGGUCGGCGUGGCGCGGAGGAGGGCUCGGAGAAGGGCCCGGGCCAGGCGUACCAGGUGUUCGUGGUGAUGGACGAUCUGGUGGACAAACUCAAGCUGCUCCAGUACGAGGACGGCUUCAUCAAAGGCUGGGGAUUCAAACCCAUCACGAGACAUUACUUUGCUAUCCCCACCAACCCCGGCGAGCAGUUCUACGCCUUCACCUCGCUCUGCGCCUGGCUCAUCACCAAGUGCGGGAAACACUUCGACCAACCGCAGGAGUACGACGACCCCAACGCCACCAUAUCCAACAUCCUGGAUGAAGUCAGAAGACUGGGAGGAGCGGUUGACUUCCCCCCCUCCAAGCUGAAGCAGGGCUGUGGUGAACAUGCCGUGUACAUACUGGACAAGCUGGCUGACGAGGCCAUGACAUCAACGGGUUUCACCUGGGACAAACCUGUGUACCCAGAAGAAGAGAUGGAAGAGGAAACGAUGGUGGAUGAUGAUGCUGAACUCACCCUGAACAAAGUGGAGGAUGAGAUGAUGAUGGAUGAUGAUGAUGAGAUUGAAGAGGAAGAGACAUUCCUGGAUCUAGAGGGGCUGAAGAAACAGUCCAUGAAAAAUGAGUCUGAAGGCUCCAAACCUGUGGAGAUCAUGGAGUCCACCACUGAUGCUGCUGAGUGGAAACUGGAGGUGGAGAGAGUCCUGCCGUCGCUGAAGGUCCACAUCAAGGCCGACAACAAGGAUUGGCGCGCCCACUUCGAGCAGAUGCUGCAGCACCGAGAUGGGAUCGAGCACAGCCUGACGGAGACCAGGGGUCACCUGGACAAGCUGCACCAGGAGAUCACACGCACGCUGGAGAAGAUCGGCUCCCGCGAGAAGUACAUCAACAACCAGCUGGAGAGUUUCCUGCAGGAGUUCAGGGCCAUGCAGGACCAGCUGGCACAGGCUAAGGAGAAGUACAGAGAAGGCAGCGGUGGAGUGACAGAGAGGACCAGGGAACUGGCAUUGAUCACAGAAGAGCUGGAGCAGGUGAAGUCUGAGAUGGAGGAGCGAGGCACUAGCAUGACAGACGGAACGCCGCUGGUGAAGAUCAAACAGGCGCUGACCCGGCUGAAGACAGAGAUGACCCAGAUGGACAUCCGCUCGGGCGUGGUGGAGCACACCCUUAACCAGGCCAAGCUCAAGGACAAGUCCAACAUGCAGAGGGACAUGAACAAACCCCUGUCUGAGGAGCAGUACUGAUGCUACAUGGAUAUAUAGAUGUAAAAAAAUGUUAUACUUACUGUCAUUCCUACACAUCUACUCUGAUUCCUCUGAUUUUGCCACAUUUAACAAAAAUUUAAGAGAAUGGUUUGUUGUACUGUCAUUUAACAGUUUGACAUACAAAUUUUCGUCCAGCUUUCCUGAGUUUUCAUGACGUACCUGCCCUGCUCUUGAUCGCUCAACAUUCCGGUAUUAUGUCAUCAGAAUGGUCAGAAUUAGGUUUGAGGUGCUUUAGAAAUCUUGUCUUUCAUAGAGACAUUUUGGCCCCGGUAAGCCAUUUCUGCUUUGCCUCCCUUUUUCAGAGACUAUUUCCACUGGUCUCUGUUACUUAUAACACAAUACAUCAGUCAGCCAUUUGACUAGGUACAGCACAGACCUUAUAUUACAGGGCCUCAUUGGGAAGACUCACUCUUGUACAUCAGUACAAAUAUUUUCACCAAACCAGCACGUUAGUAUCUGUGUGUAAAUACUGUCAAAAAUGUAAUUUGGACUUGUAAAUACUUGUAUAUUAUCUUUGGAUUUAUUACUGUGUGUUUCUGUCUGUCAUUACUUCUCUAGAGGUGAAAAUUGUCAGAUAAAGACUGAUUUUAUUCUGCA